Trematosphaeria pertusa is the source of this 1470-nucleotide messenger RNA. RefSeq names its product DNA-binding protein. The coding region runs from base 333 to 1157 and encodes 274 amino acids. Gene Ontology annotation, cellular component: zeta DNA polymerase complex. The transcript has a single exon. NCBI's taxonomy places the organism in Eukaryota, Fungi, Ascomycota, Dothideomycetes, Pleosporales, Trematosphaeriaceae. The record is from RefSeq and is a predicted model, not a curated record.
CUGGAGAACUUCAACCCUCAGUCCCCUGGCCAGCGAAUUGAUCAACAAGCGCGUCGAGUCUGCCCGACAAUGCAGAAUCAGGCAGCAGUCCGCGAGCGCGUGCACAGCUAUCGGCAAUCUCGUCUCCCACGCUGACCCCGCGGGAUCAGGCAGCGGCGUCCCACCGCGCGUGGCAUGCAGCCUCGGCAUAUACACAGUCUGAGAAGGAAAACAACAGGAGCGCCUCGUUCCGCCGGUCGCGAGAAAAUUACGCGCGGGUACUGAUUCCACGAGCUAAUAGCCCUCUGAAGACGACCGCCCAACCUCGAAUCCAAUCCACGCACGCGUCCACAAUGCCGCCAACCUACCACUCGACCCUCUCCGCAUUCACCCACUUCCUCACCGCCUACACGCACACGCUACUCUACCUGCGCACGCUCUACCCAGCGAUCUCCUUCCAGCGCUCGCGCUUCCACAACACGCCCGUCUACCAAUCGCGGCACCCGCUCGUCUGCGAAUGGAUCCGCGACGCCAUCAGCGCCGUGCGCGAAGAGCUGCUCGCGGGAACCGUCGCCCGCAUCGGUAUCGUGGUAUACAACUACAGCCCCGACUCGGCAGGGGGGAGCGCAAAGAUCAUGGAGCGGUAUAUGUUGGAUGUGAGCGCGUUCCCCGUUGUGCUGAAGGGGGAGCGGAAUGCGGAGAUUGAGUGGGAGGAGGAGGAGGUGCCGGAAGAGGUGGAGGGGAAAGGGAAGGGGAAGCAGAAGGCGUUAGAUGCGGAUGUGGAAGUUAACCUCUCAGAGCAGUUCCGCGCUGCGCUUGUUACUCUGACGACGCGCUGCUCACGGCUCACACCGCUGCCGCGCCAUUGCUCCUUCAACAUCACCAUGGAGCUGAAGGACGAGGCGGACGUUGAUCCGCCGCUCGGCCACCCGCAGCCCUGGAUACCUGUACAACCGAGUCUGCAGAAGACAGGGAGGAAAGGAGGGCGUGCUGAUGACGAGGAUGGAGAGAAGAGGGGAGGCGAGGAUCUGGGCGGCGCAAUAGUAACGCCUAUACGGACAGUGGAGGCAGGUGUGUUCAGGUUCGAGACGUGGAUUGAGGAAGGGAAGGCGAAGUUUGAGAUGCAGGAUAGUACGAAGAGUAGCUUUGCGAGCUCGGGGGAUGAGGAUGCGGGUUGAUGAUCAUGGGCAAUGAUACAAGCACGGAAACACCACCACGCUCCUGAGUGUCUAAGCAGCACCACCCAGUCCGGUUACUGCUGAAAUAUUUCAGACAGGAGACGCACCUCGGACCUUCGACGCAUCACCGAAGAUAGGGAGCAUGUGUCCGCGACGUGCGAGCGGAGCGGCUUGAAGUGGAGAGGCUCGAAGCUCAUUAGACAUGGACAUCGCUUAGUCGAGCGGUUCCUCACUGUACGCUAUUAAGAGGAGUCUUGGAAUGCGUAUUGAGUCAUACUUUUCACUACAUCAAUUGAACUAUUUCGACCCUCUC